Messenger RNA from Rotaria sp. Silwood2, 459 nucleotides. The record is from the annotation of a GenBank genome assembly. Lineage: Eukaryota; Metazoa; Rotifera; Eurotatoria; Philodinida; Philodinidae.
UUACUGAAAAAAAUCAAUUGAUCGAGCGAAGAGGAUACUAAAAGAAACUAAACCAAAACAAUGUUCAAAAUAAUUGCUAUCAUCGCUCUUCUUGGUAAGUAAACGAUUAUGUAAAUUUAGAUCUUAAUACUAAAAAAAGAAAAUAUUAUUAUAGUGAUUGGAUCCUAUGCAAGUAAAAUUUCUGUAUCAUCAAGUGGUGCAUAUGUUGCUCGAUGUUUUAUUGAUAUAAAAGAUAGUUCAAGUGCAUUCACAUUAGCUAGUGGAAAUAUUUAUGCUGGUCAAAAAUUUGAUAUGGAACUUCCUGAGGAUAUUACAUGGAUGAAAAUUCGUUGUGAAAAUCAACGUUUUAUUGGUAAAUGGGAUGAUGUUUUUUCACAAGAACUAAGUGGUCCACGACCACUUUGUUAUAAAGUUGGUGGUACUACAUUCCAUCCAACUUAUUCAGCAACUAUUUGUUAG